CCGUGAAACCUCGAAAAUGUGGCGGAAUAUUGCGUUAGUGGCAGUAAGUGCUCUAGUUACAGUUAGUUUCGCUAGUGGUGGAUUUAGUAAUGCAAAAGAAGAGCAGACCGUCCAUGUCAAUCUUACUUCACAGCGUGAAGCAAAACUAGGUGGCCAUGGUUUAGGGACUGUCGGAGGCGGUUUGGGUGGCGGAUUAGGAGUAGGCGGCGGAUUGGGACUAGGUGGUGCAGGAAUUGGAGUUGGUCCUGGACUAAGGCCUGGAUUGGGUAGCGGAGGACUUGGAGGAAUUGGUACCGGAGGACUUGGAGGAAUAGGUACCGGAGGACUUGGUGGAAUAGGAGGCGGCUUGGGAGGUAUUGGUGGCGGUUUAGGAGGGAUUGGCGGUGGCUUAGGGGGAAUUGGUAGUGGUGGAUUAGGAGGUGGAUUACUACGCCCUGGAAACCGGUUCAAUGGUUAUACUCUCUAUUCAGCUUGUGAAGCACAGUUUGGUCCUUCAGGAAUUUGCCUGUCGAGUGGCGAUUGUUCUCGAGGUGGCGGUACAUCGGUCGGUGUAUGCUGGCCUGUUGGAAUAUGCUGUUUCACAACAAUGGCUUGCGGUCAAACUUCUAGCGCCAAGCGGAUCUAUCUAAAUGGCAAUUCGUAUUCAGAGGGACCCGAUUGCUUCUAUCGAAUCCAACCUUAUAGUCAAAAUGUAUGUCAACUUAGAAUUGAAUUCACAACCAACUUCCCUAAAGAGAACAACGAAAAUCAAGAUCCUGUUGAAAUUCCUAUAGAGUGUACCCGAAAUUUCAUCAGAAUAGCAGGAAUUAAUUUUUGCGGAUCUAAUUUCAAACAAAACCUUCAUCUUCCCUUCAGUGUUUGGGACACAUCGAAUGGAGUAAUUGUUGUUCGCCAAAUGGAAACUGCUCAAUCAUUUUGGGAUAUCACAAUUACACAAAUUGAAUGUCCAACUGCUAUUAUUCCAGCACGUCCCGUCGUUAAUGGCGGUUUCGGACUACCAAAUAGAGCAGCUACCAAUAUCGCCAACGUACCCAAAUCGAAGAAUUAUGACUUAGAUUUGAUAGCUCCCCCCGGAUGCGAUCAGUUUUUCCUGGAAGAACAUCGUCGAGUGCAAUCUUUCAACUAUAACAAUGGGGUUGGACCAUACCCAAGAGAAAUAGAAUAUACGAUUUGCAUAAAGAGACGUCCUGACGCUACUUACAUCAGGCUCAAUUUCACCACGUUUUCUCUGGGUGGAAAUGAUAUCAGUGACUGUUACGUACUUAAUCCUGUGACCACUACAAUUCCCCCAUCUGAGGAUUAUUUAAGUAUAGCUCUUCCAGAUCCAGUGGAUACGUUUGAUUUAAGGCCAUUAUAUUGCGAUAAUCAUUUAGCCAACCAAAUUCUAACCUCCCACAAUCCAGGAGUUUUCGCCCUUCACUUCAAAAGCGGUAAAAAUAUGGGAGUUCCAAUGUCAAUGUCCGACAUAAGGGCCUUCGAAUUUUAUUACGACAUUUUCUAGAAUUAAUGAAUUUGAUAUAACGGAGGUGUUUAGUUAAACUUCGAUUUUAGAUGAAUAAACCUUAAUAUAGAU
Molecule: messenger RNA, 1573 nt
Organism: Hermetia illucens (black soldier fly)
Lineage: Eukaryota; Metazoa; Arthropoda; Insecta; Diptera; Stratiomyidae
Exons: 5
Coding region: 17-1501 (494 amino acids)
Source: RefSeq, a predicted model, not a curated record